This is a messenger RNA of Branchiostoma belcheri (Belcher's lancelet), 1628 nucleotides long. Its product is annotated as dnaJ homolog subfamily C member 27-like. NCBI's taxonomy places the organism in Eukaryota, Metazoa, Chordata, Leptocardii, Amphioxiformes, Branchiostomatidae. The transcript is spliced from 7 exons. The record is from RefSeq and is a predicted model, not a curated record. Bases 303 to 926 code for a protein of 207 amino acids. Gene Ontology annotation, molecular function: GTP binding; GTPase activity.
GACCUCUGACCCCGCACCUGCGGAAGCACCACCCACAAUGCACUCCGCGGGACGUUACCAUGACAACCCGACGCGAGAAUGCGGAAGUCACAUCCUGCAACAGGUUGCAUGCAACAACAAGUGUGUUUUGACUUGUUUUCAGUCGAUUCGCGAAACAUAGCGUCGUCCAAAGGCUGGGAUAUUUCUUCUGAAUCGACAUGGGUACACUGUGAGGCAGAGAAUGAUCAUGAAGACAAUUUCAAAUAGCUAAAAAGCUGCGUUGAACAAUCCAAGGAGAACCUCUUUUUAAAUUUUGGCAAACUAUGGAUCGAAAACCUGGACACUUACCCAGGUCUCCAAAAGACGUGCUGGACUCUCUUAUCUGGGUGAAGGUUGUAGGUCUGGGCAAUGCAGGAGUGGGGAAGACUUCACUUAUCAAACAUUUCUGUGAAAGUCAGUUCUCUCCAGUUUACCAGCCGACUAUUGGAGUAGACUAUGGCUUCAAGAUAGAGAAGAUUCUAGGAGAGGACUUGCGUAUCCACCUAUGGGACCUGUCGGGUAACUCGGACUACCUGGAGGUGCGGAACGAGCUGUACGGGAACACGCAGGCGUGCUUCCUCGUGUACGACAUCACCAGUCAGUCCUCCUUCGACACACUGGAUACGUGGCUGAGAGAGCUCGGCAAGUACGGAGGGCUCAACUCGGAAGUUGUCGUCGUUGCCAACAAGACUGACUUGAAGGCAAAACGUGUGAUUUCCAUGGCUGAUGGGAGAAAGUGGGCAAGUGCACACAAACUCAAGUAUUACGAGACCUCAGCUGUAACAGGUGAUGGUGUUCAGCAGAUGUUUCAGGACCUACUGAUGGCUGUGAGAGAACGGGAGGCUCAGAAGGACAAGAGACCCAAGAGUAGACAGGCUACAGACAAACAGACAACUGUCAAGAGUUAGCAUAACUUUAACGAGAAGACACAGUGCCAAGUCUCUCUUGUUACUUUACACAAAUAGUGAAGAGACUUUGCUGCUAAAAUAGUACAGAAUUUCUGUUCUCAAUAGUUUUUAAGUAUGUAGUAAUAGAUGUAAUAAUGACGAUGAUGUAAUAAUAGAAUGGUAGCAUUAUGUAUGGACAGAGGAAGUUAGGAUUCUACUGGUAGAUGUGUGCUAUCUCUGCUUUCAAUGAGCAACUAAUUAAGUAUGUACUUAAAAAAUCCAUUGGCCAGUGAGAACGCAACAUAUUACCGGUAUAUAUUAUAUUUAUCAAAGGUGAGGGAGUAGAUUCAAAUAUUAAUGUAGUGCUAUGGAUAGUACAGUCAAUACCAAGGACAGUGCGGUUAGGGCUGUAGAUAGUACAGUCAGCACCAAGUAUAUAGUGUUAUGUUAGUGUUAUGGAUAUUUCACCACUGAACUACAAAAUUGAAUGGCAAAAGGGGGCUUCUUUGGUGCUUAUCCUUUUGUGGUAUGAGAAUCAAUGUUAUUUAACUGAAUAUUGCAGAGUUUAGCAAAUCUUUCUUUCAACACAACAAGAAUCAAGCUGACAGAAUCCAGAAUUAUUAAUGUGUUUUGUUAGAUCUGCCGGGCGUAUAUUUGAAUGAGUUUGAUGCCAUGUUGUGUCAAUAAAACAAUUAAAAAUUCUUACUGGACAAUUUUCUUCUU